CCACCCCCUCGGCCACACUCUCAACGGGGAAGGCCGCUGACGUGGGCUGCAGCCUUCCAGCCUCAAUUCCCCUCCCUCUGCCACCUCCCCUUCAUCCCUCCCUCUCCCGCCCCUCCCACGGUUAUUUGGGAGAUUAGAGUUCAUUAAUUAAAUCCUGCGCUUAGAUCGAACUGUAACAUUAUUCCAAUCACAUUUAUCUUGCAGGCGGCAGAGGAGAUGGCAGCCUCGCUGGAAACGCGCGGGGGAGCUUGAGCCGGCGGCCAGAGACGCACCGUGCGCCGCUCCAUCGCCACGCCGCCGCGCCCAGACCCUCCAUCUUCCUGCUCAGCCUCCUGGCCCCGGCUCGCCCCUGCCUUGGGGGCCUGGCUUCUCUCUGGGGCUCCUGCUUGCCUCUAUCCUCUGGCCCUCCGCGGCUCCCUUGCCCGGUCCCCCUCCCUCGGCACACACGCUGACACGCGCACGCGAACACACACACACUCACAUACACUGAUACGCCAGCGAGCUGCUGGCCGCUCAAUGGACCGAUUUCCCCGCUUUUCUUGAUCCCAACCCAGCCCGGGAUGAGAAAUUGCAAAAUGGCCCGGGUUGCCAGCGUGCUGGGGCUGGUCAUGCUCAGCGUCGCCCUGCUGAUUUUAUCGCUCAUCAGCUACGUGUCCCUGAAAAAGGAGAACAUCUUCACCACUCCCAAGUACGCCAACCCGGGGGCGCCCCGAAUGUACAUGUUCCACGCAGGAUUCCGGUCACAAUUUGCGCUGAAGUUUCUAGAUCCGUCAUUUGUGCCCUUUCCGCAUUCUCUGACUCACGAACUCCAAGACAGACCUAAGUGGACAUUUAAUCGGACAGCGUUUUUACAUCAAAGGCAAGAAAUUCUUCAGCAUGUCGAUGUAAUAAAAAAUUUUUCUUUGACCAAGAAUAGUGUUCGGAUUGGACAACUGAUGCACUAUGAUUAUUCCAGCCAUAAAUAUGUUUUCUCUAUUAGCAAUAAUUUCCGAUCACUGCUUCCAGACGUGUCACCCAUUGUGAAUAAGCAUUAUAAUAUUUGUGCUGUGGUUGGAAAUAGUGGGAUCCUGACAGGGAGCCGGUGUGGACAACAAAUAGAUAAAUCAGAUUUUGUUUUCCGUUGCAAUUUCGCCCCUACGGAAGCUUUCCAAAGAGAUGUUGGAAGGAAAACCAACCUUACCACCUUCAACCCCAGCAUCCUGGAAAAAUAUUACAACAAUCUUUUGACCAUUCAGGACCGUAACAACUUUUUUCUCAGUUUAAAAAAGCUCGAUGGGGCCAUUCUUUGGAUCCCUGCAUUUUUCUUCCAUACCUCAGCAACUGUUACCAGGACAUUAGUUGACUUUUUUGUUGAACACAGAGGUCAGUUAAAGGUCCAAUUGGCUUGGCCUGGAAAUAUAAUGCAACAUGUCAACAGGUACUGGAAAAACAAACAUUUGUCACCCAAACGGCUGAGCACAGGUAUUCUUAUGUACACCCUUGCAUCAGCAAUAUGUGAAGAGAUCCACUUGUAUGGAUUUUGGCCUUUUGGAUUUGAUCCCAACACAAGGGAAGAUCUUCCAUACCAUUACUAUGACAAAAAAGGAACCAAAUUUACCACCAAGUGGCAGGAGUCCCACCAGCUGCCUGCUGAGUUUCAGCUGCUAUACCGAAUGCACGGGGAAGGGCUCACCAAGCUGACUGUGUCUCGCUGUGCCUAAAAACUCCGAACAGAAAGUGCCAAAUGGCUGAUUUAAAAGUGCCCCAAGUCACACUGAAUAGUCAGAAUAGAACCCUAGAGAAUUUCUUAUAAGGACUGUCUGCCAUUUAAAAGGAAAGGUGUCUUUUCUCCCUUUUUUGCACUGCUCUUUGAAGGGUCUCAGCAGGACAGACGCUUUGAAGCCACACGAUUUUAAACUUGACUGAUAAAGGGAACGUUGCAUUUGGAACUAUGCUGAUAAUGAAAUGGUCUAAAGUAUUUUCAUGUUUGUAUUUUAAUAAUAAACUGCCUCCCAUUUUUUCAUGAGGAUUAGAGCUGUAGUUUCUGCAGCUUUACUCAGACACAGUCCUCGUAAUCCGAGGCCUCUGGCCAGUUUGGGCAGGGUUUCAGUUUUGCCUGGGUGGGAUCAGACUCUUCAAAGUGAAAAUAUAAAAAACUGGUUUGCAUAUAUCAUAUCUCUCUCUCUCUCUCUCUCUCUCUCUCCUUACCAUUCAUUCCCCUGGCCCCACCACCGUGAAGUUUGAUAUUUGCUGGGAAUCAUACUGAAAUACCUUUGCUUGUAUAUCUUGCAUCUGCCCUUGAUAUGUUCAAGGCUCUGGCUAACUUUGUUGAUUCAUGACAGACUGAGCCCAUCAUGAUUGAUUCCCUUAUGAUGACUUGGAUAAGAAAUGCCUCUUAAGGAGUUCUCACCAGUCCAUGCAGCCGUUCCCCAGCAGAGUGGUCCCUCUGCGGUGAGUGGCCUAUAAUGAGCGCAUCUUUCACUAUCACAGAGAAAGCCCAUGUCAGGGGUGGCACCACAUCUGUUGACGUAAGUGCUAUUGUGGCAGAUUAUUCUGUUGCCACAUCUGCAAGGAUAUUCCAGCCUGGGUUGAGUGCCUCCCACAAUUCUAACCCAAGCACUGGGCUGGGAAUUCUCUCAGAAUAUAGAGGCAAGGAGUCAGCCUAAGAGCCUGGAACAUAUAGAGGAAAAUGAAAAAUACUUGGAAGUUGUUACAGAUCCCAUAUCCCCUAAAGUGUUGUGACCAUGAUCAGGGCCUCUGAACCAGUAGGGUUGAAGCAGAGCAGAAGCUCUGAGGUUGGCCAGGAUGGGCCUCCUUGUGAAAAGCGCUGAGGCGAGGUCACUGUGCAUAUCACUGUGCCAUCAGCACUGCUCCAGAACUUCAAGACAAGUUUAGACACUGGUUCUUUAUCCACUCUUCUUAUUGAAAUCAGAUCUUUAAUUAAGCAUUUCAAAAGGAAGAGUCACUGUAUAGUGACAAAAUUGGGACUAAAUAAACCCUUGGAAUUGAAGAUGUGUAGGCCCGCUACAGAGGAAUUGGUGGCCAUUCUCUUUUUCAUUAUUUCAGCCUUAGGAGUAGAAAUCACAUGACUCCCAUCCCCAGCUUUUCACUGAACAGCACUUUGUUCUUCCAGUUUAGCCCAAAGUCUGGCCAAGUUGAUGUUAAAUUUUAAUAAGAGUUUCUUUCCUUUCCAAAUGCCAGUCAAGCACAUUUAUAAUACAUUUGGGUGGGGGUAGCUUGUUCUUUUCCAGAAAUCUCAUCUAGAUUGCUUGUAAUGUUACAAAUACUGUUUAAAAUAAUUGCUGUAGUUCAGUAAUCAGCUCACUGCCCCUCCGUGGGAAGGUAUCAUCCUGCCUAAAAUCAAACCAAAUACAACAAGACGCAGUCCUUAUGCUCAUGUUCUGCCUGCUCCUAAAGGGGAGCUAUUUAUUCUAAUUUUUUCCAGAAUGCUAAUCAGAGCUGCUUACAUAGCUCCAGAUACUAACCAGUGAAAGAAAAAUCACAGAGAUUCAAACGUGUUCUUGACCGUGACACAUCUUAACAAUGUUGUAUAUGUGGCAAUCGUCCAAAUAGAUGGGGAGAAAUGGGAAGAGAUGUUUAAAAUGGGAGAUACUAAAACAGCUCAAUACUUGAAAUAGUGAGAAGGGGAGAUAUUAAAAACAUUUUAAAAUCCAGUGGUAUAAUUUGAUGGGCACCAAAACCACACCAUGCUUGUUCCUGCCACAUUAAAGAGGAGAGUAGUACGUGGUAUAGGUAGCAGAGGAGGCUCGGAGAUCCUGUGUUGCUAAAAAGACAUAAAUAAAUAAAUAAAUCUAAAUGCCAAGUUUGGGGAUUUUUUUUUUUAAUUCAGGGAGAUUUUUAAAUCUUGCUUCACUCUGAGUUCCAUCUUGACCUAGAGUGAGAAGACUUUGUCAUCUCCCAACAUCAUUUCAUCUGUCCCUUUCAUAAAACCUCAAAAUGUUGAGGAAACAGACUUGUCCCCCAGAACUAGAAGGGUUCAGAGAUCAGCCUCAUCCCCUGUCUCCAGGCAGGGCUUCCUGGGGCUGAUCCAAAAAGACCACCAUUCCUUCUCCUUUAAAAUCUCCAAAGAAAAUCCCAAGUCCUCCCAUGGUGGCUCACCAAAAUUCUCAUAAUUUAUAAAUUCCGUGUAUACAGCCUAUACCCUCUUAUUGAAAAAUUAGUUCAAUGUGUGGGUAAAGGAUCUAUCCCAGUUUUCAACAUGCAGUCAACUGACUCAAUACAUGGCAGUUUUUAGUAUUAUUUUUACCGUUAGUUAUGCCCUUGACCUACCGUUCCAGCAGAGAGAAAAACAGCCUCUAGCUGAUCAUACAAAAACUCUUUUCAUUUUUAAAGAUUGUUUCAAAGAUUACGCCUACACAACCACUGUCACAGCCAAAAGAGUUGGUGGGUCCCGUGAGUCCAGAUUAGAAAGGCAGUGGUGUAAGUAGCCAGAACUUCCAGGCCUGUGUGGUCAAGAGCAAUGGAUUGUAUCUACAGAUACAAACCUCUGGCUUUUGCAUUGCUCUUGCUUUCCUGGUUCGAGGUUAAGUGCAUCCUUUGUCAGAACUGCUACUCUUUUCAGAUACUCAUGGCGAAGUCCACCCUCAGCUAUUAGAGUCAACUUAAAGCCCCCAAGUCUGUCUACACAUGACACCAAUACAAAUGACCAAUACAGUUUCAAAGAAAAAAACCCCACAAACAUUUAGCAACCUGCUUAAUGCGAGUCUCUCAGUCUGUAUCAGUUUGUCUGAAUGUCACAUGCAGACAUGCAGAUCCAGGGGAAAUGGGGUUCAAGUGUGGCACGAAUCUCUCCCACACCCAGGUUUGAUGAUUAAACAUCUAUUCUCCUCUGCCUUUGCUUCUGUGUCUUCAGUGUCUUUGACCAUUGUACAAGUGCUAUGUGUUUAGUAGUGUGUGCCUAGCAGAGCUGAUUGUGACCACUGUGCCAUCUGUCUGUGUAUAACUUUGAUGUCAGGCACCUGACCAUGCGGCUACCAGCCAGGACAUGCAAAGGGAGAGGCUCCCUCUCAGCCUCCUUGUGCCCAGGCCUCCGGUUAUCCAUAAAUGUGGGUGCCAGGAGGAAUCUAAUUUGGUGAGGAAACUGACGAAUGGAAGAGCAUUUCUUCUGACUUAGGGCAAAGUACUAAUUAUUAGACACUUCAGACAGCAAAGAGGUGUUAAUUUGAGGCCAAUGGUAGCUAGUCCUAAUUCUUGACUUUUCAGAUGAGAAGUGGGGAAACAGAGGCUAAGUGAUUUUCCCAAGAUUGCACAGGUAAUAAAUGGAGAAAUUCGGACUCCUCAUUUAGUCUUAACAGCAUCAAAUAAAGAUGGGCUCAAAGGAAAAGCGAUUUGGUCUGGGGCCCAGAAGGUACAGAAAAGCUAUAAAAGAGGAAAAAAGAUUCUUCCCGCACCAAAAAAAAAAAAAAUUAUUUCUCGAUGCAAAACAGAAAAGGAGAUGCUUGCCUAGGUAUACAACAGUCCAUUGGUAAUAACCUACAUCCUCUCCUCCAAAUGAGAGGAAAUACUCUUAGUAAAUCAUGAUUCUGAUAAAUCUUGUAAAUCACAAUUCAAUUACUGACAGUUCCCAGUUGACAGCUGGAAUACCAUCUAAUAAUCUAUUCAUCUUAAUAAAACCUGAUUUUAGUAAUAGGUAUGCAUAGUUUAAAAGGUAAAUGCUGAGAAUGGUUAUGUACUUUUCCAUAUGUAUACCUUUCAGUUGAGGCCUCUUGAAGUAAAAAUACAUUUGUCAAUGCCUUCUAUAUUGUAAUUUCAACAGCAUACUUCACAUUAUUGCAUUCAGUUCGAUAUGCUAAGAAGAUGUGCAAAUAAUAAUGAAUAAUUUGAGCUGGGUCUUCAUGUGCAAAGUGACAGACUUAGCGAUUUUCUGAUAAUUCUGGGUCCUUAAAUCCUUCCCCUCCCCCCAGUUAUUUGACUGUGCCACCCAAAAGUUUCUGUUUAGCCUCUACUUCUCCCUGAAUGUGUGGAACUAAGCUUUCGCUUAUAAAGAGAGUUGGAGCUGUGUAUAUGUGGCUGAAGAGCCCAGAUAUAAGAUCAUAGGUGCUGGGAACUUAGAGCCCCUGGGCCACCUGAUGGACCUGUCUGGGCUCUGUGGCCCAAUUAAUCAAGGCCACAGGUGAGUCGAUAUCAAGGACCAAAAUAACUAAAUAUGUCUCUCUCACACUUUGACUGCUUUGCCACAUCGAUAUAACAUUUGAGGUAGGAAACAUUUUAGAAUGUCAUUAUUGUAUUAUGCAGUAUUUCUUAAAAUUUCUUUUUAUUGUGAUGACUUAUUAUUGAAGAUAUAUGUAUUUGAAUAGAUGUUUUAUCCUCAGUGAAGCUCAUUCCCUUGUUGUUGAUUACAAUGGAGUCAAGGUGAAGAGCUUGCGUGGACUAAUUGGCUAUGAUUUGAGAUUACGUGGGCUUAGAGGGUGAGGCCCUGGAUUACGCUGCCAAUCCACCACCAAACAAAGCUGUAGGACAUGAGGAGCUCUUUAAAAUAUAAUUCCUGCUCUCUACCCCAGACCUUUGACUAAGAAUGUCCUAGAAUAAGUCCAGCUCACAAAUAUUCCCAGGUGAUCCUGAUGUGGCCAUGAUUUGGGAACCAGAAAUAUAUAGUAAAGUUGCUAUAUAUAUAUAGCAUGUUGACCAAAGCAGCUGAAUGUUUAUCCCUCCUCAUGCAGUUAAUAUCAGAUCUAUUCCCUGAAGUUAUCAUGAUACAUGGUCAUAUAGACACAGUCUUAGUGAUUUAGCCAUUCAACUAUUUUGGCUAAAUUGACCAGUCACGAAUUUGUAAGUGAAUAGUAACUGGUCAAUUUAGUCAGAAAGGAUGCAAGCCUGAAGACAGUCAGAGUGGAGACCAUGGUUUUAACAUACUUUACCCCAAGGCCAGCUCUUUACAUUUCAAACUAGGAGACAGAUCUCAGGUCACUCAUCUUUAUAAACAGAUAAACUGAGAAACAGGGAAGUUAAUUCACUCAGAUUCUAGUUGGACAUCAUUCCCAGAGCCUAAAGUAUUCUUAAAUGGGUCUGAUUUCUCAACUUCAAGGUAAUGCCCAAAGUGCAAAGUUCUGGGGGUUAAAAUGAAAUCAUUCAAAAAAGAAAAAUCAAGGAGCUAAAAUUCUAAGACCAACUAAGUAUAAGAGAGAUAGUCAGUUGGCAUUGGUUGCCUUUUACCAGCCUCUGUUGAAUAAGGUGCCACUACCCUAAUAAAUUUUUGGCCAGGCUCCUUUCCUUAGCUGUGCACAUGCAGAGACUUUAAUCAUCAGAGAUACUAAAGAUAUCCUUUGAAUUCCCUUUUGUGGGAUUAAGAAACAGCUUUAGCUCUUUGGUGCACUGCUAAAUGUUUAACAAUUGGCUCUGAAGAAUGGUGGAGUCCUGAUUUCUAGGACUUGCCAAUUUCCAUGGUGUAAAUACUCUCAUCGAAGUUAAGUUCAAACUAUGAACUUGUUGUCAACCAGUUAAAAACGUCACAAUAUCUUUUCAUGAGCCACCAUGACCUGACUCCAGCACAGCACUGCCUGGACAAUUCCUAAGUCAGUGAGUACCAAAUAGGAGGAGCUGACAAUGGCUUUAAAGGGUCUCUCAAGUGCCCUCUACCACAAAAAGGAAUUUCCACUUUGAUCAGUUCUAAAGAUUUUUAGUAUAUUUUUGGGUCUUUGAGACUAAGGACCCUAAAGAGUUCAAAAUAUCUCCUAGCCAUGUGACUUCUAGGAACCUCUGAACAAACUCCUCAUUACCUUAGAAAAUCACUGGCCGUGGCUUGUCUAAUUUCUAAAGGUGACCUUCCUGGUAAACAUUCUUUAACACAAGGUUAAACCAUGUUUGGCUGAUCUUUUCUCAUAACCUAUAUAUUCCAUCGGCUAUUUCCCCAGUUGUCUGAUUUUCUCUGUCCAGUUACUCCUCAACCUUCCAACACAGCACAAAUUCACAAACAUCCAGAAAUCAGUGCCUGUGGAGAAGCAGAGGAAAGAACAAGACCUCCAAUAAGCUUACCUGGACCCAUCACACCUGGAGACGCUCCAUGGUUCACCAGGGAGGACACUCAGCUAAGCAUCAUGCCCAGGACUUGGAUAUACACUCUGUUGGACUUUAUUUGCACUCAGAAAAUUUGUAAUGGGCUAGAAACACCUCUAAAUAAGAAUACAACCAGGAAAACUGUAAAGGAAGACAUUAUGUGAUGCCUUGCCCUUAGCUAAGCUAGUGUAAGGCUAGACCCUGAAAAAAAAUCUACCAGCAAACAUUUGGCCACUGCAGUCCCUGGCCAUUGAGCACAGCUUUCCUUCUUCCUCACCACUGGCUGUAAGUGAAAGCCCUAUUCCCUGAGAGUUUAUAAAUCAGAUACACUAGUGAGCCACAGAACAAGCUUUGUUUGAAAAUUAAAGGUUUUCUGAUGAAAGUCAUUCUUAGGUGAGUUAAUGAAAACCUCCAGAAGGCAAUGCUGGAAAAAAAAUGUACUAAAUUCCUCACACACAAUAAGUGGUCAUAAGUUUUUAUUCUGCCUAUAAAAAAUCAAAAUUAAAUCAUAAAGAACCAAAUCUACUUUCCUUGCUAUAGUAAAAUAUUCUACAGGUUCUGUAAAACAUUUCUAGACUGUAAAUGUUUGAAACUCAACUUGGAUAUUUUCCCGCUAAUGCUCAAAAGUCCAGGGUACACCUCUGUUUUCUGUUCUUAUUAAUAGUUCUCAAAAGGAGCCUAUUUAUCUAUAAUUAAUACACUAUAAUUUAUUUUAAAUGAGUUAGGUAUAUGUUAAAAUGUUUUUUUUUCUGUAUUCAGAACAACUUGCUUAUAGCCUGGGCACAAAGUAGGCCUUCAUCCUCUGGCUUUUCUGGACACCAAAGAGGUAAGUCCAUAGCUGCAAACAGGAGGAAUUUAACAGUAGGCUCCAUUUUAUUACAAACAUAUUAACAGCAAAACCAGCAUUAAGGAACCAGCCCCACACCUUUAUUUAUCUAGGGAAGUAGGGAAGAAAAAUUGGUAGAUAAUGGGAAUGAGGUUUGGUCAACAUGUGUAGCUGAAAUAAAAUCAUAAGUAUUUGCAAAAAGGAAGGGGAGGUUUCCCUCUGAAAUCUAGAAUCUAGACCAUUUUUUAAGACUUAGAAUAAUGACAGAAAUGCUCUUUAACCACAUUUCAAGAUCCAGAACUAAGCCCUUACUAGGCAGAAAAGCAGCCUUACAGCCAAGAGCCCUGGGAGAGGUUUAUUGAUGGAAUGAGAUUCAAACACCAAGCAUCAGCAAUUAGCACUGGAGUUCUCCCAAGACUCUGAGCAAAAACACUGAAGUAUCACAAUGCAGCAUCAUUUACUCACAUAGGACAGUCACCAAGUUCAUAGCAGAACUUCACAACUCAAGAUAUUAUCUCGGAUCUAGAUUCUAGGUGAAUAUUCUCAAUAUGAAGAUGAGAAAAUUGAGGUUCACAAAGUAGGAAGUGACAUAACUGCCCAGCUAGUUAAAUGGAGCUAGAGGUCUGAGUCUCCCAACCACUGAUUCUUCUACACCACACCACGUGGCCUCCAUUCUUUAGAUGGUAAGUUGACAAUCCACUUAAAUCAGAAAUUAAGACAAAAGAAUGUGUGUGAUUAUCUUCUCUCAUUUAACCUACUUGGUUUCACCAUUUCAUUUUAGCAUCAUGUUAAAGAAUGUUAUAUCAGUGUAAGAUGAGGAACCAAGUUCUUUGUAGAAUAACGAUGAACCAAAAGAUCAAAGAGUAGGAGAACAGUGAAUGUAAGUUAUUAAAGAAAUGAGUAAGAAGCAUGUGUCAGGGAAAAUAAACACUUCUUAUGCUGGUAUAACUAUGGAGCCCUCCCCCACACAGCGGAUGCACUCAUUUCAGAAAUGCCAUUUCAUGCGGAGAGACUCACACUGAAGGUCCUACUCCUCUCCAGACAGAUGAGAAGACCUCUUGCUCUUUGUAAGAUGCUUCAACCCUUAGGACUCAGACUCACAUCUCUUGCGAGAGGCAGCCUCAGCAGCUCUUAGAAACAAGCUGCCAGACUGAUAAGGCCAUGGAGGCCUGAAGGAAGCCAGCAUGCUGGACUGAGGAACAUGUGCAUAAUCCCUGCCUUCUUGGUGAACAAGGACGACCAUCUUUUUCUUUUGUAGAGAUAAUCGUGUGUAUAUUGUGACUGUAGUUUGUGAAGAAAAUGCAAUGAUUUGCUUCGACAGCUCCCCAAAUAUCCCUGUUAAGUAUGAAUGUGCCUGCCUCAUUGCCUCCUGUGCCAAACACAGUACUGAAUGCGUUGUUUUUAAAUAAACUGUUUUAUCAUGCAUUAGAAAACA
Messenger RNA from Sus scrofa (pig), 10253 nucleotides. RefSeq names its product ST8 alpha-N-acetyl-neuraminide alpha-2,8-sialyltransferase 3 (gene ST8SIA3). The record is from RefSeq and is a predicted model, not a curated record. NCBI's taxonomy places the organism in Eukaryota, Metazoa, Chordata, Mammalia, Artiodactyla, Suidae. Gene Ontology annotation, molecular function: alpha-N-acetylneuraminate alpha-2,8-sialyltransferase activity. Gene Ontology annotation, biological process: N-glycan processing; oligosaccharide metabolic process.